Molecule: messenger RNA, 1875 nt
Organism: Trypanosoma rangeli
Lineage: Eukaryota; Euglenozoa; Kinetoplastea; Trypanosomatida; Trypanosomatidae
Exons: 1
Coding region: 1-1875 (624 amino acids)
Source: RefSeq, a predicted model, not a curated record
AUGGAUGCCAGCCAUAUUCAGGAUGAGGAGUUGGGGACCUUGGAGGUGCUGUGGUCGCCCGAUUUGGACGCACGUUGGCGCCUGCUGCGGCGCCAUAUAACACCUUUUGAGAAGGACCGUAUGGCGUACCACUCUGCCAAGUAUCAAAAGCCUGUUUUUGUACUCAUGAAUCCCGUCAUCUGGCGUCGGCUGGUCGAAAAGCAAGGCGCGUAUCGUGCUGUGGAUCUCAUGCUGAUGUUGGGCUUUGCACCCGCCCCUGAAGGGGCGGCGAGCCUGCUGGAAUGGGUCGAAAGUGAGGCUGCGGGGACGACCUGCAGCACUGCUGGCGCGGCCACAGCCCCAGCAGCGUCAUCAGCAUCGUCAACGGUCUCAGCUGGUGGUGGGACUUUUUUUGGGCGGCGAUCACUUGCCGUGCCGCCAGGCGUGGGGGAGGAGUCGCGCACAAGCGGCGGUGUUCGUUUCUGGGUGCUGAACCACGAAGACUCACGCCCGUACACCUCCGGUUCUCCAGUGAGCCAAUUUGCCUCCCCACGCCCCACAACAUCAGGUAUACACGCCAACAGUCCCACACAGUCGACAACAGUUGUACAAAUUUCAUCGCCGAUCGCUGCACCUGCUUCUCCGCAUGCCUCUUUUGCUCCUGGGCCUUGUGCCGAAGCGGACGGCGCUGCCGCCCGCAUCCGCGACCUUGAGGCGGAGGUGAAAGACCUGACACGGCAGAUACGCCUGUUGAAGUCACGAGAAUCAGAUCGGGAAGGAAGUGUCAUGUCAGAUGUAGGUUCACAGAACGAGACGCCACAACCACACAUCAUCGUCUGCCCGGAGCGUCCGUUUAUUGCUUCCACGAACUGUCAUUCACUCGUCUGUCUACCUGUAAAUUAUCUUGAUCCCGAUUGUGCACCUUAUGUGGUGUCACUUGGCGCCUCCACAGGGCGAACACUGUUAGCUUGCACCAUUGUAGAGCACCGCUACGUUAUCUUUCUCGCCCCACCGCACCGCCGUGGUUCACUGGCCGUUGUUUUGCUUUGUACGAGGGACGGGACGCUGCGGCCGUACACGCGGGCAGUGUGGUUGGAGUACAGGGCACAAGACCCACCCAACACCCUCACUCACCACGCGGUCAACCAGCUGCUGCAAGAAAUACCAUUGCCUUCCUCUGCCACUGUUGUUGAGCCAAAUCCAAGUGAGGUGGAACAAACGAAGAGUGAAAGCGCUUUUGAAGAUGACAACACGUUCUGUGAUACAGAUACCGCCGUUAGCACUUCUGAUCAGGGGCUUGAGUUGGAGCCACAGCUACCGCUUACAAAGGAGAUGCUACAACUUAUUCCCAACGGCGUUAUUACAGGACAGCGUGUAUCACGCACGGAGGCGACGGGUCAAAUUCAUCCAAAUGGCACAACAUUGAGUGUGGCUGAAAGCGAAAGUUCGUUGGCCGGAGCCGAACGUGAAGGGAGGACAACAACAAGAAGACUGUGGAACGAAAACGACGAGAUGAAACCUGGCAGUGUCUCUAUGAGCACGGGUCGCCCGACCAGCUAUCAACGCGGUCAGCAGAGUGGCUUCUCAGACGAGGAAACAACGCAGCUUGCGUUUAACUGUAUGACAAGCUGCACCGAACUCAGUAGUUCCACUGCGACGUCGGUUAUUAGUGUUGAGAGUGCGACACCCAACAACGGAUUGGGUUUCGCCGGCAUUAUGGCGUCGCGUGGCUGGGUGCGCCGGUAUCUGCACGCAUCACCGCUGAGCAGUCAAUGCUUUGGCGGGCAAACGUGUCUCGGUUCCCUGUCAGCUACGGUGACUGUAUUAGACGAGCAGGUGCAAUGCGCUGAACCUCAGCCAUCGUGGCCAAGACGAGGGUCCGUGGCCUCUCAAUAG